Darwinula stevensoni is the source of this 951-nucleotide messenger RNA. The record is from the annotation of a GenBank genome assembly. NCBI's taxonomy places the organism in Eukaryota, Metazoa, Arthropoda, Ostracoda, Podocopida, Darwinulidae.
AUGAACCUCGAAGCCCGUGAAACCUCCAUCAGCUCCGCCACGAUGGGGGAAGGAGACCUUACCGAUGCUUUUACAGGCAUGCCGUAUACGGAAGCAUUCAUAAUAGAAGGUUUGCGACAUGGGAGCAUGAUCCCCCUGGGAACACCUCACAUUGCCAGCACUGACACCAAGAUUAAUGGUUAUUUCAUUCCCAAGAAAUUCACUUUCUGCGUUCCCCGAGGACAUCCGAUCCCUCCUAGAGAGGCCAAUGGGAGUUUCAUCAUUAACUCUCCAAAACCUUACAAAGUCCUCCUCAGGGAGAGACUCCAUGACAGACCUUGGGGUGUGCAUUUCCUCGGCUGCGCACCUUUUCCCUUCGGCGGUUGCCUCUACGAGAAAUUCCACCGCCUGAAGGAGAGAUACGGCGACGUGUUCUACAUGAAUCCGGCCGGGAAGGACGUGGUGGUCCUCAGAGAAGGGAGUCUCAUUUGGGAUGAGUUCGGCAGGUUCUCAGUUCAACGACAGAUGCGACCUCGUCGUGUUCAGGCAUUUCGCCAGCAGCAACAACGGCCAGACUCCUUUUCCACUUUCUAUCGCUUCGGGCUCGUGGGUUCGAGCGGAAGCCUGAGGCACGAGAACCGACGAUUCACCGUCAAGAUCCUCAGGGAUUCUGGGCUGGGGAAGGCGCCGAAGUUGAACGCCACGAUUCUCCAGGAAGUCCUCAAGAUUUGUGAAAUCGUCGGACGGAAUGAGAAUGAACCAGAAGACCUUCGACUCCCGAUCCAUGUGGCAGUACUCAAUAUCAUCUGGAAGUUAACCGCAGGUCAGACCGUUCGGAAAGAGGUGGAAAGACGCAAACAGUCCUCGGCAGGACUAAUUCCAAGUCCACUGGUAUGCUUUGGAAUUCUCAUCAAUCGAUACGAAUCCAUGAAUUUCCUCGAGAAAGUAGCGUGCUAUAUGAGGAAGGAUUGA